AAACGCUGUGCCUUGUCAAUCGUUUUCAUUUCAUUACAAUCUACUCCUUUCUGUGUCAUUCCUACAAAACGAGGCACCGCCUACACUGAACUUCAUAGCUGUCUAAAUGUUGCGCUCUAUUAGUAAGUAGAUUUAGCGGAAAGGAAUCGGAUCUCAACAUGUUUUGGUAUAUUAUAAGUGCCAUUUUACUUUUAUUCGCAAUAAGAUUGCGUUUUCCGUACUUUAUUAAAGAGGCCAAGUACGCGAGUCGGAUAGCAAGAGCAAUGUAUCGUACGACUAAAUAUCUCAGAUCCAGACCUGUCUAUAUGUUAGUGGAUCGAUUCUUGGAUUCGGUUCAGAAGAACCCACACAAAGCGUUUAUUCGCUUCCAGGAUAAAACAUACUCGUAUGCGCAGUCGGAUAAACAGAGCAAUAAAGUCGCCAGGAGUUUGUUGAAGCACGCAAAUCUUCAUGAAGGAGAUACAGUUGCGCUCCUGCUUGGGAAUGAGCCCAUGUUUUUGUGGAUAUGGCUGGCUUUGGCCAAGAUCGGGUGUUCUGCUGCUCUUCUCAAUCAUAACAUCCGAUCCAAAUCACUGCUGCAUUGCUUUACCUGCUGUGGGGCCAAUGCAUUGAUAGCUGGUGCAGAACUGCAGGAUGUUGUUGAGGAGGUGCUGCCCGCUCUGAGAGAACAGGGAAUCUCUGUCUAUGUACUGACUGACCAUGUGACCACUGAGGGAAUGAUAAGUCUUACAGACAAGAUCACGCAGGCUUCAGAUGAGCCAAUUCCUGCAGAUAUGAGGGCCAGCGUCACCGUCACCAGCCCAGCGGUGUACAUCUACACGUCAGGCACGACAGGUCUUCCAAAGGCAGCAGUGAUUACUCAGCUGAGGUUCUGGGCCAUGGCCUUCUUUUUUUCUGUUUGUGGCGUGAAGUCUGAUGAUGUGCUGUACAUCUGCCUUCCCUUGUAUCACAGCGCAGCCUUUGCCGCUGGGUUCGGAGGUGCUAUUGAAAGAGGCGCCACUGUUGUCCUGAGGAACAAGUUUUCUUCCUCUCAGUUUUGGGACGACUGCAGAAAAUAUAAUGUCACUGUGAUACAGUAUAUCGGAGAAACAAUGCGCUACCUCUGCAAUACACCAAAGCGAGUUAGCGACCAAGUACACAACGUCAGAAUGGCCAUCGGGAACGGGAUCAGACCCGAGGUGUGGAGGACGUUCAUAAAGAGAUUCGGAAAUGUUGAAAUCAAAGAGUUUUACGGCUCAACCGAAGGAACUCUGGGCUUUGUCAACUACGCUGGGAAAAUUGGGGCCGUUGGUAGAGUGAAUUUUUUCCAUAAGGGAAUCUAUCCAUAUGCAUUUGUUAAGUUUGACCAAGAAAAAGAGGAGCCGGUGAGAAACGCAGAUGGAUUUUGCGUAGAAGUAGCUAGAGGUGAGACAGGCCUACUAGUAUCAAAGAUUACCAAGAAGGCCCAAUUCGCUGGGUAUGCCAGGGAUCCCAAACAAACAGAGAAGAAGAAACUCUGUGAUGUGUUUGAGAAGGGAGAUGUUUACUUCAACUCUGGAGAUCUGUUCAGGACAGACAGCGAAGAUUUCAUCUACUUCCAGGAUCGGGUGGGCGACACUUUUAGGUGGAAAGGGGAAAACGUUUCCACAAAUGAAGUGUCGGACAUCUUAACUAUGGCAACGAGUAUUGAGGAAGCAAAUGUAUACGGCGUUACAAUUUCAGGGUAUGAGGGGAGGAUAGGAAUGGCUACCAUCACACUGAAGAAAGACCAUCAGUUUGAGCCCGAUGCCAUUUUUAGUCACGUAGUCACUUAUCUCCCUUCUUAUGCCAGACCACAUUUCAUUAGGAUCCAGAACUGUUUGGCUGUGACUUGCACUUUUAAACAGCUAAAAGGCAAGCUGGUCGAGGAAGGUUUCAACCCUGCUGCAAUCACGGACCCUCUGUUUGUUUUAGAUGAGACGGUGAAAAGCUACAGACCUUUGACACGUGACACAUAUCAGUCGAUACUGGACGGUCACUUUAGGUUGUGAAGAGCAAUAUGUUCUUACAAUGAAAAAAUCAAAUCUUGUUUUGUUCAGAUUGCCAAUUCUAAAUUUACACUUACAAGACAAUUACUGUCCAGAGAUUGCAAUUAGCACAGAAAAAUGCAAUUAUUAUUAUUAUUAUUAUUAUUUGUCUGGACUAUGAAUUUAACAAAUUUACUUGUGUAAAAAAUUGUUUGUGCAUCAUUUUAAGAAGAAAAAAAAUCCUUUCACAAGUUUAUUUUUUAUCACACUAUUAAAUGGCAACAUUGUUAAAAACGAUAAUAAAACAGUUUAAAAAGUUCUUCAUUGUCAAUCUGAAAAGAGGCUCUCUAAGAAUUUGAUACCAUGGUUCCCCUGUAGUCUGCAGUGAACAAAUAGUUUCGUAAGAGUUUGCUGUAAGAUGAUUGGCUCCCACAGAAACCCUCCCAAUCACUCAAGUCUCAAAGGCUGAAUUGAAUGAGGGUUGCCAGGUUGUGAGUCUAAAAUACUCCCGCAC
Molecule: messenger RNA, 2499 nt
Organism: Labeo rohita (rohu)
Lineage: Eukaryota; Metazoa; Chordata; Actinopteri; Cypriniformes; Cyprinidae
Gene: slc27a2b
Product: solute carrier family 27 member 2b
Exons: 10
Coding region: 159-2009 (616 amino acids)
Molecular function (GO): long-chain fatty acid-CoA ligase activity; long-chain fatty acid transmembrane transporter activity
Source: RefSeq, a predicted model, not a curated record